GAGAAACUGCAGGUGCUGGUGAACCAUGUCGGAGUCCAGCAACACCGUGGCGUGUCAGGCUGAUCAGAACGGAGCGGUCCCAGGCGAACAAGUGAAGAAGGACGAGAAUUCUCGGCGAGGAAACUGGGGGAACCAGAUUGAGUUUGUCCUGACUAGUGUGGGCUACGCAGUGGGGCUGGGCAACGUCUGGAGGUUCCCUUACCUUUGUUACAGGAAUGGCGGAGGUGCCUUCAUGUUUCCAUACUUUAUCAUGCUGGUGUUUUGUGGCAUCCCGCUGUUUUUCUUGGAGCUCUCCUUUGGACAAUUCACCUCAUUGGGUUGUCUGGGAGUGUGGAAGGUCAGCCCCAUGUUCAAAGGUGUCGGCUAUGGAAUGAUGGUGGUCUCCACUUACAUCGGCAUCUAUUACAAUGUGGUCAUCUGUAUCGCAAUCUACUACUUUUUCACAUCCAUGACCAAUCUGCUGCCCUGGACAUACUGCAACAACCCAUGGAACACCCCAGACUGCAGCGGCGUAGCAGGCACACUGCGGGCAAACGCAACUUUCACCAAUGUCACCGCUAAUGUAGUGUCAGGCCUCACCGAGGUGAUCAGCCGCACCAAGAGGACGAGUCCCAGUGAGGAAUACUGGAGGAACUAUGUACUGAACGUCUCAGAUGGCAUAGGGAACUUCGGUGAAGUGCGACUCCCCAUCCUGGGCUGCCUGGCCAUUUCCUGGUUGGUGGUGUUCCUCUGCCUCAUCCGUGGGGUAAAGUCCUCUGGCAAGGUGGUGUACUUCACAGCAACCUUUCCAUACGUAGUGCUGACCAUUCUCUUCAUUCGAGGAAUCACGUUAGACGGUGCCAUCAGUGGAAUUAAAUACUACCUCACUCCUCAGUGGCAGAAAAUCCUGGAUGCAAAGGUGUGGGGUGAUGCUGCUUCUCAGAUUUUCUACUCUCUGGGCUGUGCCUGGGGUGGGCUCAUCACCAUGGCAUCUUAUAACAAAUUUCACAACAACUGUUUCAGAGACAGCAUCAUUAUCAGCGUGACGAACUGUGCAACAAGCGUCUACGCCGGCUUUGUCAUCUUCUCCAUCCUCGGCUUCAUGGCACAGCACCUGGGGGUGGACGUGUCUGAGGUUGCUGACCACGGACCAGGCCUUGCCUUCGUCGCCUACCCAGAAGCCCUGACGCUGCUUCCCAUCUCGCCACUCUGGUCGCUGCUUUUCUUCUUCAUGCUCAUCCUCCUGGGUCUCGGCACGCAGUUCUGUCUUUUGGAGACAUUAGUGACUGCCGUAGUGGACGAGAUUGGCACAGACUGGAUCAUCCGAAACAAAACCUACAUCACACUUGUCGUGGCCAUCCUCGGGUUUCUCUUAGGAGUGCCACUGACCACACAGGCAGGAAUCUACUGGCUGCUGCUGAUGGAUAACUACGCUGCCAGCUUUUCACUAGUCAUCAUCUCCUGCAUCAUGUGCAUUUGCAUCAUGUAUGUUUACGGCCACAGAAACUACUUCAAGGAUGUGGAGAUGAUGCUGGGCUUCCCUCCACCGGUGUUCUUCAGGGUCUGUUGGAGGUUCAUCUCUCCGCUCAUUAUCUCGUUUAUCCUGAUCUUCACGGUGAUCCAGUACAAACCCAUCACUUACAACGAUUACGUGUACCCCAACUGGUCUCUGGUCAUCGGCUUCCUCAUGGCCCUGUCUUCGGUCAUCUGUAUUCCCGUCUAUGCCCUUUUCAAGAUUACGGUGUCUGAGGGAACCACAUUUUGGGAGCGGUUGAAGAACUCAAUGAAGCCACAUCCCAGCUGGGGUCCGGCGCUGCAAGAGCACCGCAAGGGCCGCUACGCCACGGCCGGACCCGAAUCCAUGGAGGUCCGUACUCUUAAAGACGAGGAGAAAGAGAAAGAUCAGGAGAAAGAGAAUAAGGAAGAGAUCGGGCUCACCAUAAAGGGCAGCAACGGAUCUACGCGCAACCCGUCACCCAGCGUAUAG
Messenger RNA from Tachysurus vachellii, 1966 nucleotides. It is a transcript of the gene slc6a9, whose product is annotated as solute carrier family 6 member 9. The record is from RefSeq and is a predicted model, not a curated record. Gene Ontology annotation, molecular function: glycine:sodium symporter activity. NCBI's taxonomy places the organism in Eukaryota, Metazoa, Chordata, Actinopteri, Siluriformes, Bagridae. Gene Ontology annotation, cellular component: plasma membrane. Gene Ontology annotation, biological process: neurotransmitter transport; synaptic transmission, glycinergic; glycine import across plasma membrane. Bases 26 to 1966 code for a protein of 646 amino acids. The transcript has 13 exons.